This is a messenger RNA of Cucurbita moschata (crookneck pumpkin), 858 nucleotides long. RefSeq names its product 50S ribosomal protein L12, chloroplastic-like. The record is from RefSeq and is a predicted model, not a curated record. The transcript has a single exon. Gene Ontology annotation, molecular function: structural constituent of ribosome. Gene Ontology annotation, cellular component: ribosome. Gene Ontology annotation, biological process: translation. Lineage: Eukaryota; Viridiplantae; Streptophyta; Magnoliopsida; Cucurbitales; Cucurbitaceae. Bases 81 to 632 code for a protein of 183 amino acids.
ACAACAAUUCCUUAUCCUAUCAUAUCAUCUUCUUCGUUCGUUCGUUCUGUCUUUCUUUCUAUUUUCACCAGAAGAAGAAAAUGGCUUCCACACUCUCCACUCUCACCCUCCGUACCCCAUCUCUCCUUUCUCAUUCCCAUUCCUCUUUCUCCACCCUCUCCUCCAAACCCACGACCCUCCCAUUCCUAUCCCACCGCACCACCCGCCUCCGCCCCAUCGCCGCCGUGUCAGCCCCUGAGAAAAUCGAGAAACUCGGCUCCGACAUCUCCAACCUCACCCUUGAAGAGGCCCGGAUUCUGGUCGACUUCCUCCAAGACAAGCUUGGGGUCUCCGCCGCUGCCUUCGCCCCUGCCGCUGUUGUGGCAGCACCUGGUGGCGUCGCAGGUGGUGACGCAGCAGCCGAGGCAGUGGAGGAGAAGACGGAAUUCGAUGUGGUCAUUGAGGAAGUGCCUAGCAAUGCCAGAAUUGCAGUGAUUAAGUCAGUGAGGGCACUGACAAACUUGGCUUUGAAGGAAGCUAAAGAACUCAUCGAAGGUCUGCCCAAGAAAUUCAAAGAAGGGGUUUCGAAAGAAGAAGCUGAGGAUGCCAAGAAACAGCUCGAAGAAGCUGGAGCUAAAAUCACCAUUGUUUAAUGGCGGCGGGGAAAAAGGAGUUAAAUUUGUUUUAGAGAAACUUACUCAGUCUUGCGGAUUUUCCAUUUUUCUUGAUAUGAACUGUGAAGCCAUGCUUAUUUUCUGCUUCUAUUCACCAAAUUGUUGCCCUUGUUCUUCUUCUUCCUUCAUUGGAUCUGUAAAAUUACAUAAACUUGUAUUUCAACGUCUAUUUCUGUGAAAUUCCAUACAAAAUUCCUGUUUUCUA